Paramisgurnus dabryanus is the source of this 3168-nucleotide messenger RNA. The record is from RefSeq and is a predicted model, not a curated record. NCBI's taxonomy places the organism in Eukaryota, Metazoa, Chordata, Actinopteri, Cypriniformes, Cobitidae.
AUGGCAGCUUGACAAUCUAAUAGACAACUUUAAAGAGCAAGAAGUGGAUGAGGAGAGUUUUCUUUUGUUGGAUGACAACGCAGUUGCCAGCCUUAUUCCUAAAAUUGGACAGCGUGUUAAAUUUCAGAAACAUCACAAGGAACUUGUGAGUAAAGUACACUUAUAGGUUGUAUAUGAACUGAGUAUUUCUGUUUGCCUCCAGACACCACUUUGUUUCAGACUUAGCCUUUCUCAUUUUUAAUGCUUCUGCUCGUGUUGUUUGUGGUGGGGUGAGUGUCCUACCAUACUUCAUUUAACAAUGGCAUACACAUGCUUCCGCUGCAAACAAGUAAUACCUGGUCAUGCAAAGGGACUGUUUAUUCACUUGAGAGCAGUACAUGGGAUAAAUUGUGCUUCAACGUUCUUUCAGUGCUGUGAAAGUGGUUGCAGGCGGACUUUUAGAUAUAUUCGAUCUUUCCGAAGGCAUCUUCUUCACCAUUCACUCCCGGAAAAGCAUUACUGCACUCAACAGAAUUUCAGCGGGACCACAAGUGCACCUGUGCAGGACCUUAUAGUUCCCAUAUGUGAAGAAAUGGAGAAUGCAGAAAUUUCAGAUCACAUAGAGGCACCAACACAAGAAAACCAAGAUGAUGAUGAUUACUGGGAUGAGUUGGAACCAGAAACCAUAACAGAGCGAAUAUCUCUGUUUUUAGCUACCCUUAAGUCCAAGUCAGCUCAGACCUACAAUACAGUAAGUUUUGUUGUUCAGCAGACAUCAAGCUUGAUUUCAGACAUUGUCGGUUCACUUCAGAGGAAGACUUUGUCUCUGUUUGAAAAAAUUGGUCAUAAGGAUGAUUUAGAGGUACAAGAACUUGCCAGUGACUUUGAAGCAGCAGCAAGUCCCUUUAAAGGAUUAGAGUCUGACUUUAAACAGAUGCAGUAUUUUACUAAGUCAGGUAACUUCAUUCACCCUGUAGAGGAGCCUUUUCCUGGAGUCUCCUACGUGCAGAGAAGGGACUCUGCUACUGGAACAGUUCGACAGGUUGCAGUUCAAGAUGUGUUUUAUCGUGUGCCACUGAAACCUCUGUUGACUAAACUCCUUGAGAUCCCUGGCAUUUUGGAUGCAAUCUUUACUUGGCAGCACAGAGAAAAUGGGGUCCUUUCAGAUUUUUAUGAUGGUGAGUACUGCAAGCAGCAUCCUCUCUUUUCCAGAAAAGUGUCUGUUCCACUUAUUUUGUACAACGAUGACUGUGAAACAGUCAACCCCCUUGGUUCAAAGGUUGUGGUCCACAAGUUGGGGUUUAUUUACUUCACAAUCAAAAGUCUGCCUCCAGAGUUUUUGUCAAAACUUUCGUCACACUUUCUGGUUGCAGUUUACAAAUCAGACGAUGCCAAAACAUAUGGCAUUGAUAGUGUUCUGAUUCCAGUCAUAGAGGAACUGAAGGAUCUUGAGGUCAAUGGUAUUACCUUAAACACACCACACUUCCAGGGUGAAAUUCUAUUUUCAGUUGCUCAGUUGUGUGGGGACAAUCUUGGCCUCAAUGCCAUUCUUGGAUUCACUGAAAGCUUCUCUGGUAAUUACUUUUGUCGCAUAUGCAAGGCACACAAAAGCAAUACAAGGGCACAGACAAAAGAGGAUGUUACACUGAUGAGAAAUGAAGCAAACCAUGCUGAAGAUGUUCAUCAUGCCAACUUGUCAGAGACAGGUGUUAAAAGAGACAGUAUUUUGAAUAAUCUGUCCUACUUCAAUGUGACUCACAACAAAGUUGCAGACAUCAUGCAUGACGUGCUGGAAGGUGUGGGACCAUAUGAAUUGAAGUUAAUACUUGGUUCACUGAUUGAGGACAAACACCUUACCCUUGAAAAACUCAACUUCCGAAUCACUAGUUUUGAUUAUGGCUUUCCUGAUCUGAAGAACAAGCCAUCUGUAAUUGGGAAGCAUGACCUUAAAAAUCUUGAAGGGGCAAUGCAUCAGUCUGCAGCCCAAACAUGGUGUCUCCUCAGGUUCUUGCCAUGUAUGAUUGGGGAUCUCAUACCUGAAGAAAACAAGCACUGGGAGCUCUUGCUUCUCCUUCUGGAAUGCAUGGAAUUCAUUUUUUCUCCAUCUCUUACACCAGAAGCUACAGUUUACUUGGCUGCCAUCAUUGACGAACAUCACGCUUUGUUUCUUGAGCUGUACCCCAGCUUGCAUCUUCGUCCGAAGCACCAUUUUAUGGUGCACUAUCCAAAUGCAAUUUUGGCGUUGGGACCCCUGAUACAGUUCUGGUCGAUGCGAUUUGAGGCUAAACAUGGUUUCUUUAAGCGCAUCAGUCAUGUCACCUGUAACUUCAAAAACAUCUGCAAGACCAUGGCGUUUCGACAUCAAAUGAUGCUAUGCUACUCCCUUCUGUCUGGUUCUGUGUUCAAAAGUGAAACAGAAAUUGGCCUUGGUCACAGCACUUUGCUUGCUGUAAUGGAUGGUUUUGGUGAUGUACAGAGUGGUCUUGAGGAUGUCCCACCUUUUACAGAAGUUUUUAUUCCAGCUUGGAUAAAGGCAAAUGGUACACAGUACAAGCCUGGCAUGACAGUUUUUCUUUCCUACACUGCUGAUGGUGAGCCCCAGUUUGGUCUUGUGAAAAAUAUUCUUGUCCUGGAUCACUCAAUUAAGCUUGUUGUCCAAAAGUGGGAUACAAUAGGUUUUGAGAGGCAUUUCUUUGCCUAUGGUGUAAUAGCAACCACUAAUGUGCUUGCUGUUGAUCUUAGUUCUCUUCUGGACCAUCACCCUCUGCAUGCAGUGAAGCCCUACAAAGAGGAUGACAAUUGCUUGUAUGUUUCCCUUAGAUACAAAAUAGUUUAGAUUUGUGUUUGAUUAAGAGAUAUUUCCUUGUUCAUCAACUAGGUCUGUCUUUCAUUCUAAUAUAUAAAAGUUCUGAUGAUGACAACAGUUUAGGAAUUUUGUAAGUAUUUUGAUUGUUGCUAAGUAUUCUGAUUGUAGGUAAGUAUUCUGUUUGGUGUUAAUUUAAAACAGUAGUUCUUUUACAUUAUUUGUUAUGCCCUCCUUCAGAAGCCAUUGCUGGGCCUUUCUUUUUUUAACUGUUAUGUUUCCCAGACAGAAUGAUUGUACAGAAUUGUUGUUAAUUUUGUUGAACUUUUUACGUUUCUUUGUAUGUGUUUUAUGUAGGGCUGCACGAUAAAUCGCAUGGGAUUGUC